This is a messenger RNA of Pecten maximus, 807 nucleotides long. RefSeq lists its product as uncharacterized. The record is from RefSeq and is a predicted model, not a curated record. Gene Ontology annotation, molecular function: protein binding. NCBI's taxonomy places the organism in Eukaryota, Metazoa, Mollusca, Bivalvia, Pectinida, Pectinidae. The coding region runs from base 1 to 807 and encodes 268 amino acids. The transcript has a single exon.
AUGAGGCCUUUGUGCGAAUGUGACGUGAAGGAAGUAGUCAAGUUCAGUAUCAAGUGUCCAUCAGAUGGAGGCAGUUGUUAUGCAGCUGGUAUUGUUUACUUACCUGAUGAUCAUAUCGUUGUAGUAGAUUACAACAAUAACAAAAUAAAGUUGUUUACAACUUCAGGGAAAUGUUUGGAUGAGAUGAAGGUUCCAGGAAAACCGUUUGAUAUGUGUUGUGUAGAUGAUGACACAGUAGCGGCCGCUAUCGUCAAUUCAGAAAUACACAUAAUCAAAGUGAACCAUGCAAAACUAACUUUGUCUUCCAAAAUAAAACUUUCUAACGGAGCACACCCACGUGGUAUCACUUACUCAAAUGAGGCGUUUACUGUGAGUACUCCGACCGAUGUGUAUAGAGUCAGUAAGAAUGGAGUUCCGAACACAAUUGUUUCUCCUCCUAGUCGCUGCUUACACCUUGCGUGCGACCCAAGGACAGGACACAUAUAUGGAAGUCAAUCGACAUCCGUGGCUGGUGAUGUAGCUGUAUACAGACUGUCAGACGGUAAACUUACAAGCAUAUCAAAAGUUGGUUUGCUGAAGGACGCGUUUGGUGUAGACGUCGACAGGGAUGGCAAUGUGUACGUGUGUGGGUGGGCGUCCAAUAACGUGGUACAGAUGUCAGGCGACGGGACAAACGCCAGAGAGCUGCUGACGUCAUCAGACGGUGUAGACAGACCGAUCGCGAUAUCUGUGUGUGGGAACAAAUUCGUGGUUACAAACCAAUCAUCACAAAAUCGUAGUGAAGUGCGAGUGUUUGAACUUUACUGA